GUGGCGUGCUGAGCCCAGCGGAGCCUGGCCAUCGUCAUGGCCCUGCGGGUAGUGACGCGCGCUCUGGGCUCUCUGAGCCUCACGCCCCCGGCAGCCGCCGUCCCCAGCCCGAGCCUGCUCUCGGCCACCCAGGUAACAAAAAAUGCCCUCCUCCAGCUGCCCACUGCCUCGAUGUUGCUUCCCUGCCGCCCACUCCUUACCUCUGUGGCCCUUAGUGCCAAUUUUGUUUCCUGGAAGAGUCGUACCAAGUACACCAUCACACCAGUGAAGAUGAGGAAGUCUGGGGGCCGAGACCACACAGGCCGAAUCCAAGUGCAUGGUAUUGGCGGGGGCCACAAGCAACGCUAUCGUAUGAUUGACUUUCUGCGGUUCCGGCCUGAGCAGGCAACCAAGCCAGGACCCUUUGAGGAGAAGGUUGUCACUGUCCGCUAUGAUCCCUGUAGGUCAGCAGACAUAGCUCUGGUUGCUGGGGGCAGCCGGAAACGCUGGAUCAUUGCCACAGAAAACAUGCAGGCUGGAGAUAUAAUCCUGAACUCUGACCACAUAGGCCGAAUGGCAGUUGCUGCUCGGGAAGGAGAUGCACAUCCUCUUGGGGCCUUGCCUGUAGGGACCCUCAUCAACAACGUGGAGAGUGAGCCAGGCCGGGGAGCUCAGUAUAUCCGUGCCGCAGGGACAUGUGGUGUGCUGCUACGGAAGGUGAAUGGGACGGCCAUCAUCCAGCUGCCCUCUAAGAGGCAGAUGCAGGUGCUGGAUACGUGCAUAGCAACAGUAGGCCGAGUAUCCAACGUUGAUCAUAACAAACGGGUCAUCGGCAAGGCUGGGCGGAACCGCUGGCUGGGCAAGAGGCCUAACAGCGGGCUAUGGCACCGCAAGGGUGGCUGGGCUGGCCGAAAGAUUCGGCCGCUGCCCCCCAUGAAGAGUUACGUGAAGCUGCCCUCAGCUGCUGCCCAAAGCUGAUAUCCCUGGACGUUAAUAAAAUGGCCCCCCAUUUUUA
Diceros bicornis minor is the source of this 994-nucleotide messenger RNA. RefSeq names its product mitochondrial ribosomal protein L2 (gene MRPL2). Gene Ontology annotation, molecular function: structural constituent of ribosome; RNA binding. Gene Ontology annotation, biological process: cytoplasmic translation. The transcript has 7 exons. The record is from RefSeq and is a predicted model, not a curated record. Gene Ontology annotation, cellular component: ribosome. Lineage: Eukaryota; Metazoa; Chordata; Mammalia; Perissodactyla; Rhinocerotidae. Bases 37 to 957 code for a protein of 306 amino acids.